GUUCUGCAUUCGAUGACCACUAGCCGUGAUCAGCAGUAAGAGCCAUAGUACGUAAGCAGAGACGAGGCUAAAGAGCACGAUGUCUAUUGCAUGCAGUUGUGAUAGGGUGACAGGACAAGCUUUGAACAAGCACAUUGCCGCUGCAUGAAACAAGCUGAAACCUCGCUAAGCUCUGUCGCCCCUGGACUUUGUUCAAUGAACGUGCUCUGUCACAUCGAUCUAGCCUCUUGAGUCUGGAGUUCAUUGAAUUUGCCUAAACUUCUGACAUCUAGAGCGUGUCGAGGUAGCAUGAUAUCAGACGAUCCGCCUGACCGACUAGGCUGGGGACGCAAGGGUAGAGAAGUGAGAGGAAGAUAUAAAGCUCAGCCAACUCCUCUUGAUAGUGACUCAAUUUCACACCUUUCUAACAACUCCUUUUAUCUACACCAACAUGAAGUCCACCACCGCCGUCAUUCCGCUCCUCGUCAUGGGAUCCACCAUGGCCGCUCCCCUAGAAAAGCGUGCCUGCCCCAACAUCCACGUCUUCGGCGCUCGCGAGACCACCGCACCUGCCGGCUACGGUUCAGCCGGCACAGUCGUCAACCUCAUCCUAAACGCCCACCCUGGCUCCACCGCCGAGGUCAUCAACUACCCAGCAGCUGGAGGCAACAGCUACGCAUCUUCCGUGCAGGCGGGCGUCAAAGCCGUUACAAACCAGAUCAACAGUUUUGCUGCAUCUUGCCCAAACACUCAGUUGGUUUAUGUGGGGUACUCUCAGGGAGCACAGAUUGGUGAUGACGCUCUUUGUGGAGGUGGUGAUCCCAACCAGGGCAUUUCGAGCACUGCGGCGACGAUCUCUAGCAGUGUCGGUAGUAAGAUCAAGGCUGUCAUCUUCAUGGGUGAUCCCAGACAGAUUCCUGGUGCUUCUUACUCUGUUGGCACGUCCAAGAAUCCUGGUUUCGACCCUCGGCCUUCUGGCUUCACUUGCUCUGCCUAUGCGAGCAGAAUCCAGGCUUACUGUGAUGCUGCUGAUCCUUAUUGCUCGAAUGGUAAUAAUGCCAAUGUUCAUCAGGGUUAUGGUAGCGAGUAUGGUCAGGCUGCACUCAAGUUUGUUAACAGCAAGCUUACCUGAUCUCACAUCGCUGGUCGACGAGAAGGUAAUUGUGAUGGGGUAGCGAGGAUUUGCUCUAGCUAGAAACUGCUUUAGACACAAUCGAAAUCACGUUCCGAUGCUUGCAGGCUGCAGUCGUCGUCUAUCAAGGAUUAAUCAGUGGAGAUGACGCGUGUCGUUUCAGCUUUCGGGCGAGAAUGGGUCGCUUCGAAAGCAUUGCAGCUUUCAGAUAUACGUGAGACUGAAGACUGUCUGCUUUGCAUUAUUCAUGCGUGAUGGUAUAAAUUCGUGUACGUUGAUGUGCUGCUCGACAACCACGUAUACGGGCGUUGUGCCUCACCUCAAGUACGUCUCGGAGGCGUUACUAAUGCUUGGACGAGGUAAUUCAACGAGUCACCCGAUAUCGAUUCUUCUGUGGAUUGGAACUGGUUAGUUGGAAGUAUGUUCCCCGUUGU
This is a messenger RNA of Aureobasidium subglaciale EXF-2481, 1545 nucleotides long. Its product is annotated as carbohydrate esterase family 5 protein. Gene Ontology annotation, molecular function: hydrolase activity. The transcript is spliced from 2 exons. Lineage: Eukaryota; Fungi; Ascomycota; Dothideomycetes; Dothideales; Saccotheciaceae. The record is from RefSeq and is a predicted model, not a curated record. Bases 431 to 1111 code for a protein of 226 amino acids.